This is a messenger RNA of Alternaria viburni, 1005 nucleotides long. RefSeq lists its product as uncharacterized. The record is from RefSeq and is a predicted model, not a curated record. Gene Ontology annotation, biological process: DNA damage tolerance; double-strand break repair via homologous recombination. Lineage: Eukaryota; Fungi; Ascomycota; Dothideomycetes; Pleosporales; Pleosporaceae. Gene Ontology annotation, cellular component: Smc5-Smc6 complex; nucleus. Bases 1 to 1005 code for a protein of 334 amino acids. Gene Ontology annotation, molecular function: ubiquitin-protein transferase activity. The transcript is spliced from 2 exons.
AUGUCUCGCGACGAAUCGCCCUUCGUACGCGCCCCGGCCGAAGAAGAAGGUUACAACGGGAUCCAUCGCGCAUUCUUACAAGCGUUCCAUACGCACAGCGUCCUCACAGUAGACGAAACGAAGUCUAUCCUCGCCCAUGUGAUGACUGCACACAACCCCGAACGCCCAUGGACAGCCGGCGACGUAACCCAGCCAAACAUCACGUCCACCAUACAAACCAUAAACGCCAAAAUCGAAGCCUUCGACUACGAGAUCCGAUCAACACGCGACCAGCAAACCAAGGAAAGCAUCUACGCCCUCGUUAACAACGCAAGCGACACCGUCACCCAAUUCGCUACCACCUUCUCCGCAAACGAAAUCGCAUACAUCAGACGCGUCCUCGACCAAAUGUUUGAGACAAAUAACACCAACAUCCGCGAAGUCAUGGCGGUGAAACAUACAGAAGCCUCACAGCUUGCUCGCACCUCACGCCGGAACAGACAGAGUCAGGCAAACAGCAGACAGAGCCAGGUCAACGGCGAUGCAGACACCCAGGCCAGCGCUGAUACGGGGAUAACGAUAGCCGAGGCAGAUCAGGUCCUGGAAACACUCGUCUCGCAAGCCUUCUUCCAAAAGUCCAAAGCGGGUUACUAUUCCCUGGCUCCACGCGCGCUCAUGGAACUCCGCGCUUACCUCAAGGAAACGUACAACGAGUCUGCCGAAGAAAACGAGGAUGGGCGGGAGAUCAUCAGGAUCCGGGAUUGUGAGGGGUGUAAGGAUAUCGUUACGUUUGGCAUUAGGUGCAACAACAAAGAGUGUGGGGUUCGAUGGCACGAUGCGUGUGCUAAUAGCUACUAUCGGGGCAGAAGCGGGGAUCGUAGGAAAUGUCCCAAGUGUCAGACGGAAUGUACAGGAGACGUGUUUGUAGGAGAAAGGGCGGCUUGGACGGGACCAAGGACGAGCACUGGCGGUAAUCGGCGCAGCACGCAGCAGCAGGAAGUGGAAGACGAGGAAGAAGAUGAGUGA